UGGAGUAAAAUCAAUGCAACAUCUCACUCCAUAUUUCAUGAAUUGUUUGGAUUAACAAAUAUAUCACCUGAAGUCUCUUCUUAUAUCCUGUUGUUAGAUAAGUGCCUGCUUACUAAUUAGUCUUUUGGUUUAUUUUCCUCUGCAUUGAUUACGAUUGGAGCAACAAGACUCUUUUUCUGUUUGGAGAAAGCAUUCAAUGAGCAGUUAUGGGGUUAAUAAUUGGCAUUUAAUAUUCAAAUUGAGAUUUGGAAAGAUAAUCAAUUUGAUUAGUAAUGAGUUUAGGGUAUUUUUUGAAGAAGAAAAAAAUCAUAUAUAAAGAAAGCAAAAAGUGAGGUUUCUAGUUUGAGCCCAUCAUUAUCUACACAGUCGAUAAAUCACAGAUAGAUUUGGUAACUAAAUAUGUCUCAAACUAUUACAUUACAAAACAACCAACCACCAGUUGCUCAGUUAGAAGCUUUGAGCAUUGAUCGGAAAAUUGAAAACAUCAUCAAGAACAACAAGGAUUCAGCCUAUGUUCAUAGCGGAUCGGCCACUAGGAAAGAUGUUCCAGCAGGUGCUAAUCCAGAAGGUUUAAAGAAAUUACCACCAUCCACUCUCAAAAGAUUUCAAAAAGCUGGUGUUGAUCUAUCAGAGGGUUAUCCUGCGGUUCCUGACAAAAGCAAGAUUCCUGUAUUUCUUGACGAGGCAUUCCAAAUUAGAAACAAAGAGUAUCCAUACAUUGAAAGAGCAUUGAAUGCUGAUCCAGAGAAGAAAGCAUUGUUGGGUGCUGCCAAAGAAGUUAUUCAUCUUACCAAGAAAAUUGGUACUGAGAUUGUUGGAUUACAAUUAGCUGAUUUGACAGACCAACAAAAGGAUGAGUUGGCAUUGUUGGUUGCAGAACGAGUUGUUGUGUUCUUCCGAGACCAAGACUUGUCACCUCAAAAGCAAUUAGAAUUAGGACACUACUGGGGUCAAGUUGAAGUCCAUGCUCAAGUUCCAAGAGUUCCAGGUUUGGAUGGUGUCACUGUUAUCUGGCAAGACUAUACAACUACUAAUUUGACUUUCAAAAAUAAUAAUUUUGGAAACUUUGAUUCCAAAUUUGCUGGUUUGGGUACUCAAAACUGGCACAGUGAUUUGGUUCACGAAUUUCAACCAGCAGGUAUCACCCAUUUACACAACGAUGCUAUUCCAGACGUUGGCGGUGAUACAGCUUGGUCAUCAGGUUACGCUGCUUAUGACAAAUUGUCUCCAGCUUUACAACAAUUCCUAGAUGGCAAGGAAGCCAUCUAUGUCUCAGCCCAUGGAUAUCUUGACAGAGACGACCCAUUCAGUGGUCCAAAGAAAAUAGAGAGAAGACAUCCAAUCAUUAGAACUCAUCCUGCCACUGGCUGGAAAGCAUUAUUCGUCAACAGAAGUAUGACCAAAAGUAUUGUUGGAUUGGAACCUCCAGAAUCAGAAGUUAUCUUGAACUAUUUGUUCAACGUGUUGGAGAAGAAUACUGAUAUCCAAGUGAGAUUCAACUGGAAGUCAUCUAAACCGGGUUAUGGUACAUCUGCUCUCUGGGACAACAGAGUAUCGAAUCACAGCACCAUCUGGGACCAUGAAGGAUUGGAACCAAGACAUGGAACUAGAGUUACUUCAUUGGCAGAAAUUCCAUUUUUUGAUCCAAAAUCUAAGUCUCAAAGAGAAGCUUUAGGU
Molecule: messenger RNA, 1677 nt
Organism: Ascoidea rubescens DSM 1968
Lineage: Eukaryota; Fungi; Ascomycota; Saccharomycetes; Ascoideales; Ascoideaceae
Product: TauD/TfdA dioxygenase family protein
Exons: 1
Cellular component (GO): cytoplasm
Molecular function (GO): 2-oxoglutarate-dependent dioxygenase activity
Source: RefSeq, a predicted model, not a curated record